CGUCCGACGAAGAAGUUCCGGCGACACCUACAGGUUUUCUACUUCCGUUUUAACCCUAGAUCAGCUCAUCUCUUCCUUUAUUUCUCUGGUUCCCUUCUAUCAAUUUUUCCAUUGAAUAAACGCAAUUAUUAUGAGACUUACGAGUAUUGUGUUCUAAACUGCCGUUUUCUUGUUUCAAUUAUGUGUAAAUGAGUGAUUUUAUUUCUUGUACACAUAGUUCAAUGCAGUAAUGGUUCCAUAGAUUAGUGCUCUAUGGAUUAUGCGUAACAGAGGAUUAUGCCUAGUAUCCUUUCAAUGCAGUAAGCUUCAUUUGUGUGUUAGUAGUCAUAUAAUAUAAUCCAUCUUUUAUUCUUCAAUCAAAGGAUUAUGCGUAACAGAGGCUUAAAUAUGUUGAUUAGGAUGUUAUAAAGCUUUUGAUUUUUUUUUUUCUAUUUGGGUUUCACAUAAGUAUCUGUUCCCACGGAUUGGAGAAAUGUGAAGAUGCUAAUCUACAUUUUUUGGGAAGAGAUGAGCCGAUCUCAUCUACCCAUUUUCAUCACACUUGCCAGGAAUCAUCUUCCUACAUGUCUAUAUCUCAUUGGACCACAUGUCAGGCGCCAUCUACAGGUUCUGCCAUUUGCCAGGAAACGUUUUUUCAAGAAAAAACCGAGAGAAAUCUUGUACGAGAGCAUAUGUCUGAUGCCACUGAAGUUGACUGAGCGUGUAUUGCCAUGGCUUGUUGGCUCAUUGAAUGAAGAUGAAGCACAGAACUUACUACAUAAUAUGCAGUUAGCGGGGGCUUUUCCUUCAGUGCCAUUUCUAAAGUGAGGGGCUUUUCCUUCGGUGCCAUGUUUUGCAUUCCUGAUUGACUUCAACACUCAGAUUCAUCCUUUUUAAAAGGUUUCUGCAAUCAGGUAGUGAAGUAUUCUGAAGAAUCUGGAUGUUGCCGAAAAAAGAUCCUUUAGAGCUUCGGGGAGAUGGUAUCUGCAUCUGUAUGUGGAAAUUCAUGUGAUGCUUGCAAACAUCCUGAUCUAGUUGCUAAAAACUUGGAAGAGCUCAAAGCUGCUGCCACCUUUCGCCAACAAACUGGAUCUUCAGGG
Messenger RNA from Cuscuta campestris, 1079 nucleotides. NCBI's taxonomy places the organism in Eukaryota, Viridiplantae, Streptophyta, Magnoliopsida, Solanales, Convolvulaceae. The record is from the annotation of a GenBank genome assembly.